Molecule: messenger RNA, 4316 nt
Organism: Ostrinia nubilalis (European corn borer)
Lineage: Eukaryota; Metazoa; Arthropoda; Insecta; Lepidoptera; Crambidae
Product: nose resistant to fluoxetine protein 6-like
Exons: 12
Coding region: 21-2330 (769 amino acids)
Molecular function (GO): acyltransferase activity, transferring groups other than amino-acyl groups
Source: RefSeq, a predicted model, not a curated record
GCGCGGGCGCACGCGUCGCAAUGAUCCGAGCAGCCGCCUUGCUAGCGAUCGCGAGUGUCGCCGCACUCACGAUCAACGACACAACAAUUGAUAAACACUUACUCAAACGAUUAUCCUCUUACAUUGACUCUAACAAAACCAUCGAUUUAGACAAACUACGGAACCUCAACAAGACGGUACUGCUAAACAAAGAGUUGGUAACGAUUUUGAACAAUUACGUUAAUGAGCAGAAUGAGAGCAAACCGAUGCAGUCGAAGGUGUCUGAUGACACUGAAUCGUAUAGCGUGUACGAGAAUGGGAAGAAGGGGUCGACUCUGGUGGAGUCGAUAGAGGAGUCCCCGGACUAUGCGUCCUCGAUAGUGCUGGCUAGUGAUGUCCUGUCGCUGACGUCUGCGGUGUCAAACAUCGAGGAUGAGGUCUGCAGGGAACAGGGCUAUCAGUUCCUGGACGGAUUGCUGCAGAACAAGAGAUGGGCGUUGAAGAUGUUCGACGCGUCUUCGAAGUCGCCCGAAGGUCUCCUGUACGGGUCGUCGUACCACCUCGGCAACUUCGACGAAUGCAUCGGCAUCCACGACGAAGGUGAAACGGUCACGGUUGACGGCCAGUACUGUCUGGCUACCAUCAAGUGGCCGCAACCUCAGGAAACCAAAAAGUCGCGCUUGGGUCGGGGUGAGAUCCUGCGCUGGGCGGUCUGCGUGCCAAGCGCGUGCGACGCGAAAGCUGUCGAGCGCUUUGUGGGAGACGUCCUCGCUCGCUCGGUUGGGAACAAAACCACAGUGCGAGUCGAGCAUAGGGACUGCUACUUCAAGGAACCCAUCACGGUGUCGACGAAUGAUGUUGCUUUUCUAUCCGUAAUGCUGUUCUUCUUAGCCAUCAUCUUCAUCAGCACUGCUUACGAAAGCGCCUGCCUCCUUCGAAGGAGUAAGAGCAAGACGAUCACCCACCAGCUCAUUGUCUCUUUCUCUCUUAUAAACAACGGGAAGAAGAUUCUCUUCACUGAGCAGACCAACAGUAUGGGCCUGGACUGCAUCUCCGGAAUCAAGACUCUGUCGAUGGUCUUCAUUCUAUCUGGUCACACUAGUCUUUUCGUUGGCACUGGCCCCGUUAUGGACGAGUCUGGGUGGGAUAAUGCAGUGAAGAACCCUAACAACAGUUUGAUCCUGAACAGCAUGCUCCUCGUGGACACAUUCCUGAUGCUCAGCGCUUUUCUGUUCAGUCGUCUGCUCUUGGCUGAGCUGGACAAACGCCGAGGGAAGCUGAACGUUAUUCCUAUCAUUUUAUUCCGGUAUAUUCGAUUGACUCCAUCAUACUUGGCUGUGAUAUGGUUCUACAUAACAUGGAUGCCGAAGAUUGGGGAGGGACCGCUAUGGAAAGAGAAGGUGAUGCUAGAGCAGGAGAGGUGCAGGGAGAACUGGUGGAUAAACAUUUUGUACGUGAACAACUUCGUCCAUAGCGAUACUAUGUGCAUGUUCCAAUCGUGGUACCUGUCAGUGGACACUCAGCUGUUCCUGGUGGCGCCAAUCUUCAUCUACGCGUUAUGGCGCUGGCGCCGCGCCGGGCCCAUCUUGCUGGGACUGUCCAUUGCCGUGUCAGUUGCUGUGACUGCUAUCAUCACUUACAAGGACGACUUGGACCCGACCUUGAUGAUUUAUGCCAAAGAAUUCACAGAUCUCAUUUCAAACUACUACUUCCACAAGGCAUACAUAAAGACCUACAUGAAGAUGACCACUUACUUCAUGGGGCUACUUACGGGCUACAUCUUGCAUCGAGUACAAACGGAGAAUUACGAGUUCACUCGCCUCCUCAAGGUCUUCGGGUGGAUUACCAACAUUAUCCUUGGUACCGUGACCAUGUUCCUUGUGAGCAUCUUCUACCAAGACUGGUACGCGUACAACAACAUAGAAUCGGCCGCGUACGCUUCGCUCAGUAAAUUAAGCUGGGGCAUUGCCAAUGGGUGGCUGAUCAUCGCGUGCGCUACUGGGAAUGGAGGUAUCUUGAACAAGCUUCUUACAUGGAAGGUGUUCGUCCCAUUUGCGAGGUUGACGUACAGCGCAUACUUGGUGAAUGGACUCGUGGAGUUGUUCUACUUGGGACAGCUACGGCACCCUCUGCACAUCACGACAUAUUCAUUGGUUGAAUAUGCACUUUCUCACUUGAUGCUGACUUUCUUCUUUGGAGCGCUACUGUGUUUGAUAUUUGAAUCACCCAUACAUGGGAUAGAGAAGAUUCUGCUGAACAAAUUCGUUCACUCAAAGUCAAGAGAAGCAGCAAGAAAGGAACAGUCCCAGGGUUCAUCAAGAAGUACUAGUCAAUCCAAAUUAGAGUCAUAGCACGUUCGAAUAUUAUAGGUGUAAUUAAAUAUUGUACGCUUAACUGAAUGUAAUUCUUGUCAAUGAAGGUAUGAGAUUUGCUGCCAACUGUGGCAAUAGCAAGCCCAUAUUCGUCUCACAGUAGGGAAAUUUUUGCCCCAGCUGUGUGAAGAUCUGGGUCAUACAUAGGUUUGAUGAAGGGGUAUAAUGGGGGAUAAUCUUAGAUACAGUCAGAUGUCAAACCGCCUUAUGCCUCUUACUAGUAUUCGACAAUGACGAAAAAAUACGAUUCUUAGUUUUAGUGCCUAUGCUGUUUUGUUUUGAUGAGUCAAAGCAAAAACUAUAUGUAAGUGCGAAGAGAGCUUUAUCAGUGGUAGAAAAGAGUAAGGAAAAUUCAUUAUUCAUCCAUAUGAAGGAUUGUCCAUAUGUCAUCCAUAUUGUAGGCUGUAAUAUAAUAUAAACACCUUAUAAAUACUGGCAUAAGGCUAAGGCUGAGUUGUACCACCAAACUUUGACAGUAACUAUAACGAUAACCGGUGUUUUUUAUGGAGUAUGACAGACUUUUUACUUUUGUCAAAGUUAAAGUAAGAUGGUGCAACCCAGCCUAAGAACUUGCCGCGUCGGUAACGAAAUUGUCUGUAUUUACACAGCCUCUGAAUGUCUAGGUAUUUAAUUAAAUGAACUAGAAGUUAGGACCACUUAACGUGUUACGAGUAAGUUGAUUGAAAAUUAAUUAAUAUUAUUUAUUUAAAUAAUUACUUUAACAACAUCGGGACUUAAAAGGUUUUUUACCUAUCUUUUGCGAAAAAAAUAGUGCUGUGUUGAAAUUUGCUGGAGUGGUCUAUUUUUGUAUGUAAUUAAUUCUAAUUUUCUAGUCUUAAAAUACAAUUUAAUGAAAUCUGCUUAGGUACAGACCUUAGUAUAACAUUAUAGCUAAGUCAUGUAUCCGUUUGGCAUUCCAUAACCAUUUCCAUUCCAUACAGCAUUACCCGUUUGGCAUUCCAUUCCAUACAGCAGCAUUACGAUUUCAGCAGUAAUCAUUACCGACGAUUUCAUUAAAAUUUCACGGAUAAAUCCGUUGAAAUAUAAUGAAAUUGUAUUAAUUAAAAGUGGCAUGAACAAAAAAAAAAAAGGUACAAAACCACACAAAAUAUGAUGAAAGCAAAUGUACGCCAUUAAUGUAUAAAUUACAACAUUAACACCUUUACAAACCACAUAUGACGCAAUAAAUUUAUUUGAACCGAAAAUGGCUUGCUAACAUUUUUUUGAAAUUUCUAAAUGGUCGGCAAUGCAUAAUCAUAAAGGUUAAAUACGAGUUUAGAGAGAUAGAAAAGUGGUUUAUUUCUCGCUCUUUAAGCUGGUUAUACAGGACGGUUGCAGAGAAACAAUAAUUAUUUUAUAUAUUUAACACCUGUAUUCACAAACGAUACUUGCUGAAGUGAAGCAAAAAAUCGAACGCACAGCGUUGAAUAGUGCUGUGUGAUUGGUUCGUGUGUCACCCAGUCCGUCCAUGCGCACUGUGAGACCUCAUAGUAAUAUUUGUGAAUACGGGCGUAAGUAAGUAGAAUUAGCCGUUGCACCUACAUAAAAGUACACAGUGCUGCAUUAAGUCAUUGUGUGUAAAAGGCUUUACAAUUGUAAAAAAUAGUGUCAGCACCAGAACUAUAGGUAAGGUAUCAGAAAGUUUUCAAUAUAUCAUUAUAAAUUAGGUGUGUAUUAUGUAACAGCUAUUAUUUGUACUUUAUGUACUUUAAACAUUUAUUAGUUUUGUUGCUGACUGCUGACCGUGUUUAGUGAGCUUGUAUUGUAUUUAACUAUUUGGUAUCCCGCGGUGCCGAUUAAAUAUUAAGAUGUGGUUACCGGUACCCAAAGCUAACGUCUAAUAGGAAAUGUAUUAAGUUCGAGUUGUUAGUUUAUUACAUAAGCAAACAAAUAUGUACAUAUUAGUUCUAAGUUAAUUGCUCAAUGUGUAUUUAAUGUUGUUAGGCAAAAAAUUGUGUAAAUAAA